This is a messenger RNA of Trichoderma atroviride IMI 206040, 864 nucleotides long. RefSeq lists its product as uncharacterized. NCBI's taxonomy places the organism in Eukaryota, Fungi, Ascomycota, Sordariomycetes, Hypocreales, Hypocreaceae. Gene Ontology annotation, molecular function: protein binding. The record is from RefSeq and is a predicted model, not a curated record.
AUGGGAAUUGACGCCGGGUUCGAUAUGGACCCUCCUUUGUCCAAAGGAGUUGUUGAUAAACAAAACUGGGGACGCUUCUUUAUCAACCUCAUCAAAGAGCAGUACAAAGAUGACGUCCAGGUCGAAAUAAUGCCGAAUUACAUCAACUUCAACGCAGGCGAGCAUCCUAAGCUUCCCUUUGAGGGUCACAAGUUUCUGCGGUUCAGUUCGAAAGUAUCCGGGGCCAUCGCAAGUAACUUAGGAGUAGAACGUUAUAUCAACACAGUCACACGUGUUGCAAAAGCCCAUUUUGGCCCGCGUGUUCAGUAUUGGCAUGAAGGUGCCGACCAAUACGGUAUUCAUGACUGGAAGAAAGUCAACGACUCGAUUCGGUCUUAUGAGCAGCCCGAUGUAUUCGAAACUCAAGAUAGCAUUAGACAACUUCUUAGUGAAACCGAUCCUGUCAAGGAGCAGGACAUUGCACUAUUUGAGGUUCAGGAUAUCCCCGGCAAAGGUAGAGGGUUAGUUGCCCGGUUCAACAUAUCUAAAGGCACUCGAAUCAUUUGCGAAAAGCCACUUCUCACAGCUGGACCUAUGCCGCCUAAUAAGCUGGAGUCAUUUCUCACGAAGGAGUUAAAGGAAAUGUCAAAAACAUCACAACGGCAGUUCCUUUCUCUUCACAACAACCACCGGGGCAAGAAUCUAUUCAGUGGCAUCUUCAGGACGAAUGCUCUGCCGUGUGGAUCGGGGUCGCGCAUUGGCGGCGUAUAUCCCACAGCGUGCUUCAUCAACCACAGCUGUAUCCCGAACGCUCACAACAACUGGAAUAGCGAACAGGAGCACGAAACCAUCCACGCCAUUCGACCAAUUGAGAGAGGAGCAUAG